AUGCUUGAAUGCUGUGGUUGCAAUCAAAAAAACCAACUCUGGACCCUUUCUUGUACUUGCACCCCCAUAUCACCCCCCAACGAUUGCCACCCACCAACCUCCCACACCCCAAAUGAAAACACGCAUCCAGGGCCGGCAUCCUGCGCACGCUGCAUCCGCUCCAGCUGCAGGCCGAGUGCAACGCCGGCGCCUUCCAUCGCACGGAGGACGGCGGCCUGGGCGAACGGAUCGAGCUGGCCGAGGUGGAGGUCGAUGUGGAUACGAUUAAGAAGCUCAAGCUGGGUCAGAGGUCAUCGCUCUGGUCCCGACCCUCCUCCACCACCUCCCAGCUGCAGCAGGAGCACCACCAGCAGCAGCAGCAGCAGCAACAGCAGCAGAAGCACCACCAGCAGCAGCAGCAACACCACCAACAGCAGCAGCAGCAGCAGCAGGCACCACAGCAACCACACAAACGAGCGCAUUCAAAGUCACCGCAGCCACAACAACAACAGCCACUGCAACAACAACGCCAACAACAUUCACCCGCUCCUGGCCAAAAAUUGCUUAGCGAGAAAUCGGAUUAUUCGAUAUCCGUCUGAGACAUUGGUAAGAUCUGAUCGCAAGAUCAGCACAUUGGAUGAGAUUGGGCCCCCCGAUAGCCAGAGAUUUAGCAGCAGCCGGGCCGUUUUUGUACAUUUUUGUAAUGCAUUUGUUACCUAACCACCACCUUACCCCUGACACUACAAAUGAUAAAUCCCCUCUACUCCAAACUUUCGGAAGAGCCCCACAAAAAACCCAGUAAUACCCUCCUGUCCCCCAAAACAAAAGAAACAACCAGAACAACACUCAGUAAACUUUCGGACAAUCAGUAUCAAAAUUCUGCACCAACCAUCCAACCAAAAACCAAAACCAAACAUACCGAAUCGAAUCGAAACACUUCCCAUUAUGAACUCCUGCCCUAUUUAUAGAGGUCAUCUACUAUAUCUAAGUAUUAUCGAUUGUGCAUGCUAUAUACCCACAUACCCACGUAUGUAUGUACAUGUGAAUGCAUAUGGCAUGUGUCCAGAAAGAACCCAGGUCAGUUGUCGAACUUCCAGAAAUGUUGUAUGUAUAUAUAUACUAACGUAGUCUAUUAAGUAUCCGUAAACGACUAAUGCGUAUAUCACUCGAAACUGUAACUCAAACUACUAACUGCAAAACUAUCGCAAACUAUCGUAUCGAAUCGAUUCGAAUCGAACUGUUUUUCAUCGUAUGUAGAAAGGACGACCUUCUUCUAAGUGUGUGCAAGUCUCGCCAAGUUAGAAGCAAUGAGCUACUCCUAAAGUAGUCUAUAAAGUCAAUAAGUUUCGGUUUUGUGGUACACCAGGGCGAUGAGAGGCGAUGUAGCGAUGAAACGAGGAAUUUAAUCUUGAAUUCAUUUCAACUUAAACCGAAAACUCAGAUAUAUGCUGUGUACAAAUUUAUAUGAAUGUAUAUUUAUGUGUGUCCGUGUGCGUGUCUACGUUAUGAGGCAGUCGUGUGCUCAUGUAUGUAUAUAGGGAUAUAUACCGAGAUAUACAAUCGAAGAAUACUCAUUUAGUUGUUAGCGAAUCCACGUACAUGUAGGGUAUUGAGCAAAUGCUGUAAAUAAUCAAAAGUAAAAACCCUCAAAGGACUGACAAUGUUGCAUGACUCACAUAGAAAACAAAAGAGUAAAAGUUAAAGUAAAAGUAAAAGUCAAAGUAAAGCCACAAUGAAAAUGUUAACUAAAUGUAUUCGAUAUAGCCGAUGUACACACACACUCGAAUACUCGUUUGUCGCCAGCUGAAUUUGAAUUCAAGAAAGCAGCAGUAUUCAUAGAUAAUAUGACAUGAUAUCGCAGUAAUCACACAUUAGUGUUUCCAUUACAAUAAACUGUCUGUCAUUCGUCGAGUUGUAGAUAAAUGUUUUUAAAAACGAAUUAAAUGAAAGUAAAUUGAAGGAGCCUGUAGGAGAAUCAAAUACAAGUCGUAAUUAAAUUUCGAAUUAUCAUAAACACUCAAUCAAGCAGCAGAAUGGAAUGGAACGAAGCCAAGUUAGGAGCAGACAAACAAACUACAAAUUAAUAUAACUCUUAGUUCGUAUCGAAUAAUCCAAAAGUAAUACGAGUACAUAGCUGUAUUUUAACUAGCCUACAAAAGCAUAAGGAAAACCCAUUAAACAGUCAAAUAAAAUCGAGGAAAACCAGAAGGAGGAAGAAGGAAGAGGAGUAGGAGUUGAAGGAUCAGAGGGACGAAUUGAACCCAUUUCGGAAACCAUGUGCCAAAAUUUGUUUUUAGACAAAGCUCUCUUAAAUUACGGAUAUACAAUAAAUAAUGCAAGCCAUGAAAAGCGAGUAAAUAGCAGCCACGAAAUAUGAACAUACCAAUUAGAGCCACAGAAUUCACAAAUAAAGUCGCAGAUUAAGGUGUUCACUUGGGUAAAAUUUAUUCGGCCCGAGCCAGACAGCAUAUUUCUUUUGUGUCUCAUUUAAAAUACAAGCAACAAACAAAAAAAGAAAGAAAGAAAAACGGAAAUUUACGAGCCAGCAGCACUCUUUGUUUAUAUAGCGAUUAACGCGAUUUUAGUCGGUUUUUAUAUGCAUUUAUUUGUACGAAGCAAUGAAAUGGUUUAUUACAUUUAACAUCGAAUUUUACGAAUUUAUUAAGAACAACAGCAAGUUGCGACUGCAAGGAGCAACCUCACAGCAAAGUCUACAAAUCAAAAGAAGAAAUUAACUUAAUAGAUCACAAUCAAAACGAGAACAAAACCGAGUAAUUAUAGAAGAGAGGGAGAAACCAUUUUUUAUGUUUAACAUAUAAUUAGCACAACAACUACAAAAUAAAAACUAUUAAUGUAAAAACA
Molecule: messenger RNA, 2841 nt
Organism: Drosophila teissieri
Lineage: Eukaryota; Metazoa; Arthropoda; Insecta; Diptera; Drosophilidae
Product: vitellogenin-2-like
Source: RefSeq, a predicted model, not a curated record